Messenger RNA from Neoarthrinium moseri, 1641 nucleotides. RefSeq lists its product as uncharacterized. Bases 1 to 1641 code for a protein of 546 amino acids. Lineage: Eukaryota; Fungi; Ascomycota; Sordariomycetes; Amphisphaeriales; Apiosporaceae. Gene Ontology annotation, molecular function: flavin adenine dinucleotide binding; N,N-dimethylaniline monooxygenase activity; NADP binding. The transcript has a single exon. The record is from RefSeq and is a predicted model, not a curated record.
AUGGACAGAAUUGAUCAAUUCUCUCAUGUGACGGAACCCAAUGGCACCACUGACUAUGGUGUUCUUAUUGUGGGCGCUGGGUUUGGCGGCGUUUACCAGCUGAAGCAUUUUCGCGAUCUGGGUUACAAAGUCAAACUUCUGGAAACCGGUGACGGGUAUGGUGGAGUCUGGCACUGGAACGCAUACCCAGGAGCACGAGUAGACAGCACCAUACCCCACUACGAGUUCGAUGACCCAGAACUCUGGAAAGGCUGGACUUGGAAACAGAGGUUUCCCGACCACAACGAAAUUCGAGCGUAUUUCAAGUACGUUGCCAAGAAGUGGGAUCUUCAACGGGAUACUCAGUUCAACUCAUUCGUUCAAUCUGCGACCUGGAAUGAUGCUGAAUGCAAAUGGACAGUUACCACACGAGAAGGGGAAGUCUUCAAAACCAGAUAUUUAUCCUUAAACACAGGUUUUGCAGCUAAGCGACAUAUCCCAGCCUGGAAAGGCAUCAGCAGCUUCAAAGGGACUUUUAUCCAUCCAUCCUACUGGCCACACGAAGGCAUUGAUCUUCGCAACAAGAAAGUCGCUAUAAUAGGAACUGGGUCAACAGGAGUCCAACUUGCGACUGAGUUAGCACCCAUUGCAAAGCAACUCACGGUUUUUCAAAGGUCUAUCAAUACCUGCAUGCCAAUGAAGCAGGUCGACUAUAAGGAUGGCGAGCAAGCCUUCGCGCGGGAGAGAUAUCCCGAGUUAUUCAAACAUCGUGUCGAUAGCUUCGGUGGAUUCAACUUCAACUUCCUUGGUCGUGGUACCUUUGAAGAUGAUGCUGAGACACGCCAACAAACGUAUGAAAGAUUGUGGGCUGAGGGAGACUUCAAGUACUGGCUAGCUACGUACAUUGACAUGCUCUUCAACGAAGAUGCCAACCGCGAGGCCUAUAACUUCUGGCGCGACAAGACGCGGGCAAGAAUCCACGAUGAAAGUUUGAAGGACCUCCUUGCUCCCAUGAAACAGCCUUACUCCUUCGGGUGUAAGCGAAUCUCUCUCGAGAAAGGCUAUUUUGAGAUCUUCAAUGAGCCUCAUGUCAGUCUCGUGGACGUCAACGCCACCCCAGUCGAAGAAAUCACCGAAAACGGCAUCAGAACCUCCGAGAAGGAGCACGAAUUUGACAUGAUAAUUUGUGCCACUGGCUAUGAUGCAUGUACCGGCGGCCUCCGCCAGAUCGAUAUACGCGGCCUUGAUGGCGUGUCGCUCAGUGACCAUUGGAACGACGGAGCAUACACCCAUCUCGGCAUGACGGUGGCGGGAUUCCCCAACAUGUACAUGACGUACGCACCGCAAGGCCCAACUGCGCUGUGUAAUGGACCUACGUGCGCCCAGCUGCAGGGGGAUUGGAUCAUCGCCGCGGUCAACCACAUGAGAGAGAACGGCCUGAAGAAGAUGGUGCCCGAGCGUGAGAGCGAACUAGAGUGGCGCGAAACGGUCAUGAAAAUAGCGUACUCGUCGCUCCUUCCGGGGACCAAAUCUUGGUACAUGGGGGACAACAUCCCGGGCAAGCCUAGAGAGCCUCUGAUCUACCUGGGAGGAGUGCCCAACUACUACAAGACGAUCAACGAAGUUGCAGCGAAGGGUUACUCUGGAUUUAAGUUUGAGUAA